AUGGUAAGCGCGGAAACGUAGGACUGUUGGAAAGCUGGACUUGCCGAGGGCGGAAGUGCCGGGUUUACAAACGCCUUAGUAAGGGCGGAAGUCGAGACUGACGGAAGUGGCGUCAGUACGGUCGGAAGAGGUGUGGCUGCGGUGGGAGCUGGGAUUCCAUCCCCGCUGAGCUGCCGCCCCUUCUGGGCUGCCGCAAUGGAACUCAGCGCCGAGUACCUCCGGGAGAAGCUGCAGCGGGACCUUGAGGCAGAGCACGUGGAAGUAGAGGACACGACUCCCAACCGUUGCGCGUCCAGCUUCCGAGUCCUGGUGGUGUCGGCCAAGUUCGAGGGGAAGCCGCUGCUUCAAAGACACCGGCUGGUGAACACGUGCCUAGCAGAAGAGCUUCUGCACAUCCAUGCCUUUGAGCAGAAAACUCUGACCCCAGAGCAGUGGACCCGUGAGCAGCAGAAAUGAAGAGACCUAGGCCUGCACAGCCAUUAAAUUAUGAAUCAGGGCCAGCUUCUGUGUCAGCGUGUUGUGGGGGGGAGGGUGGGAAGGGUGCUGAGCUUUAAUCUAAGAGCCUGGUUUCUCCCUGCUCCACCCCACCCCCAAUCUACAUUGUCUUACUUUGGACAAGUCUUUCACACAUCCACAAGGCCUUAAGUGUUGAAUCAGAUAAAAACAAAAAACAAAAACAAAACUGAGCCUCAAUGAACUCACACGCUAUCGUU
Messenger RNA from Panthera uncia (snow leopard), 713 nucleotides. RefSeq names its product bolA family member 2B (gene BOLA2B). Gene Ontology annotation, biological process: intracellular iron ion homeostasis. Gene Ontology annotation, cellular component: cytosol; nucleus. NCBI's taxonomy places the organism in Eukaryota, Metazoa, Chordata, Mammalia, Carnivora, Felidae. The record is from RefSeq and is a predicted model, not a curated record. Gene Ontology annotation, molecular function: 2 iron, 2 sulfur cluster binding.